AUGUCCAUUGGAUGCUGGUCAGAAUGGCGCAAACUGCCUGUGACCCUCACUGAGCUGUGUAUCAACACUACGCUGAGAUGUGGACAAACGUUCAGAUGGCGGCGAACAGCUGAAGAUGAAUGGAGUUGUACCCUGCAAGGGCGCAUUGUUUCAUUACGACAGGAUGCAACCCAUCUUCAUUAUAGGUCUUUUCCUUCUCAUUUCAAUGCUGGGGACAUUUCGAAGAGUGAUAAUACCGAAGCAUUAAUAUACCACUACUUUGAUCUGGCCACGAAUCUGUCGGACCUAUAUGGACAGUGGGCCUUAGCAGAUGUAAAUUUCAAAAAGAAAGCGCUUCACUUUACUGGAAUUCGUAUUUUACGCCAGGAUGCAUGGGAGACUUUGGUCUCUUUCAUAUGCAGUAGCAACAAUAACAUAACACGAAUAUCACAAAUGGUGGAAAAGUUAUGCGCCGACUACGGUCCCUUAAUUGGCCAUAUCGAUGAGAAGCCGUAUCAUGGUUUCCCAUCGCCGUCAGCUUUGACGGGUGCGGGCGUCGAAUCUCGCCUUCGUGAGCUAGGGUUUGGUUACCGCGCCAAAUAUAUCUAUCGAACAGCUCUCAUGGUUGCAAACGAGCGCAAACCUGGAUGGUUGGACUCCUUGAGAAACCCAAUACGCCCUGCCUUUGGCCAACUAGAUACAGCGGAUGAGGUUAUUGAGUAUCGCCAAGCGCACGAAAAGUUAUUAGAACUGCAAGGUGUGGGGCCAAAGGUUGCUGAUUGCAUAUGUCUGAUGGGGCUGGGCUGGGGUGAAGCUGUACCUGUCGAUACUCAUGUUUGGCAAAUUGCUCAGCGUGAUUACAAAUUUGGAAAAGGAAAACAGAAGAGUCUUACAAAGGCGACAUACGACGCCGUAGGAGACCACUUCCGGAAACUCUGGGGAAAGGAGGCUGGCUGGGCUCACAGCGUUCUGUUUACAGCGGACUUGAAAACUUUCUCCGAUCGACUAAAUACCGCUAAAGAUGCUAAUAAGGAAUCAUUGCACAUUAAAGAAGAGUCUGAUGGUGAACCACUGACGAAAAAUGAGUCUAGAAACCUGGUUUUCCUAAAAAGAGAGCUCACGGACGGCCCAGAGGAUGACAAGACUUCCAUGGUUGACUCAGCUGCCUCAACCACGACUACGAAAAGACGUAGAACCAGACGCCGAUAG
Molecule: messenger RNA, 1188 nt
Organism: Ophidiomyces ophidiicola
Lineage: Eukaryota; Fungi; Ascomycota; Eurotiomycetes; Onygenales; Onygenaceae
Gene: OGG1
Product: 8-oxoguanine glycosylase ogg1
Exons: 3
Coding region: 1-1188 (395 amino acids)
Biological process (GO): base-excision repair, AP site formation; base-excision repair; nucleotide-excision repair
Cellular component (GO): nucleus
Molecular function (GO): 8-oxo-7,8-dihydroguanine DNA N-glycosylase activity; damaged DNA binding
Source: RefSeq, a predicted model, not a curated record